This is a messenger RNA of Physella acuta, 666 nucleotides long. RefSeq lists its product as uncharacterized. Lineage: Eukaryota; Metazoa; Mollusca; Gastropoda; Physidae. The record is from RefSeq and is a predicted model, not a curated record.
AUGACAUCGUUGGCUGACGGGGCGGGCUGGCGACGUUCCUGCAGUGAGGCUUUGGCCUCCAUGGAAAGACAUCCACCGGAUGUUGGCGUCCCUAGUCCUCCACCGGAAGUUGAUGUUGUCUGUCUUCUGAAACAUCCCCCAAAAUUUGGUGUCCCCAGUACCCCAAAAUUUGGUGUCACCACUCCCCAAAUGUUGGUGUCCCCAGUCGCCCAAAAAUUGGUGUCCCCAGUCCCCCAAAUGUUGGUGUCCCCAGUCCCCCAAAAAGUUGGUGUCCCCCAAAAGUUGAUUCCCCAGACCCCCAAAAUCCCCCAAAAAGUUGGUGUCCCCCAAAAAAUGAUUCCCCAGUCCCCUAAAAGUUGGUGUCCCCAGUCCCCCAAAAUUUGGUGUCACCACUCCCCCAAUGUUGGUGUCCCCAGUCGCCCAAAAUUUGGUGUCCCCAGUCCCCCAAAAGUUGGUGUCCCCAGUCCCCCAAAAAGUUGGUGUCCCCCAAAAGUUGAUUCCCCAGACCCCCAAAAUCCCCCAAAAGUUGAUGUCCCCAGUCCCCCAAAUGUUGAUGUCCCCAGUCCCCCAAAAGUUGAUGUCCCCAGUCCCCCAAAAGUUGUCCCCAGUCCCCCAAAAAUUGUUGUCCCCAGUCCCCCAAAAGUUGUUGUCCCCCAAAAAAAGUAG